Messenger RNA from Oldenlandia corymbosa var. corymbosa, 5031 nucleotides. The record is from the annotation of a GenBank genome assembly. Lineage: Eukaryota; Viridiplantae; Streptophyta; Magnoliopsida; Gentianales; Rubiaceae.
GUAUUAGUCCCAGUUUUUUUAAUGAAAAAAAAGGAAUCAGAACAGACUUAAGUUCAUACUCGCGAAUGGAGUACUAAUUAGCACACACACCAUUACCAGAAAAGAUUGGAACUUUGAAGCUAUAUAUGCUCGUGAUGUGUUUAGCCGAGAUGAGAUUAAAGAACCUAAUUCCCCAAUUUGUAGAAAAGAGUUUGAAAUUGACCCAAUCUUUCCUUGAAAAAGUGAUAUUUAGCACUCAGCACGCCACCAUUGGCUAACCCACCAUUUUGUGUAUUUGUUUAUUCUGGGGCAUUCUGACCUCAUCGGCCCUCCUUCUUGGCUCUGGGUUUCGUUUUGGUUGGAAAGUUCUUUUUUUCGAGGAACCAACCAAUGAGAUUGCAGAUAAACAAGUAGUCGAAUUUUCCGUGGCUAGUUUGGAUUUUUCAGUAUUACUACUAUUCUACUCUUCUAAAGGAAGAGAAAAAAACAGUUUCAAAGUGAUAAACUAUUCUGAAAAUUCAUAAAAGGGAAGAAGAGCAUUGAGAAAUUUCUUUUUCACCGAGAAGGGAAUUUUGGCUAUUUGGCUGUUGGGAAGAAGUGCCAUCUGCUUCUGACUCUGUGAUCCCCCUUUUUGCGUAAAACCACCAUUAAUUUUCAUAAUCUUUUCUUUUCCUCUCCGUUUCAAUAACAAGUGAGGAGAAGACCCCACCUCAUCAUUCUUCGUCACCAACCGUACUUUUUUUUUUCUUUAUAUUUAACCAUGAAUCAAAGCUUGUCUUCUUUUUUAUGGUUCCAUGUGGGUUGUGGUGAAGCUCGGGAUUUCUUAAGCUUCAGGACCUGUGGAACGAUUCUUUGUCCUUCAAUCUGAAAUUUUGCUGAAUUGUGGAAAAGUCGAAAGUUUUAGCAGUGAAUUAGUUUGGUUCGUUCAAUUGGUGUCAAGGGAGAAUAUCUAAUUCUCUGAUCUGGUCUCUGCCUUCCUUUUUUGGUAAAGACUCGGUUUUUGGGUAUUCCAUGCUUGUAUCAGAAGGAAAUGAGACUCCUUCACCCUUGUGUUCUUAACUGAGAUAGGGUAACUUUGAGAAAGGACAUAAUUUUUUUAGAGGUUUUUCUGGUCUGAGAACCGUUCGAGGUUCUUGGGUUUCAAUAAGUGGGAUUUCGGUUUGUGCUUUGUCUGGAAUUGUAUUUUUGGAGGAACAGAGUUCCUGUAAGAUUGAAUUUGCUGUUCCUGUUAACAGAAGGUGAGAAUUUUCUAGCUUCUCUGCUAAUUUACUAUGUCUGUUCUUGCUAUUAGCUAGUAAUUCUCUAUCAUUUUCCAGUUCCAUGACCCUCUUACAUCCCCCAAAAAAACAAAUGAACCAACACCUGUAUAUGUUGUAUAACUGUAUUUGUUGAUGCUAUGUUUCUAGUACAGUACAAUAUGGUCCCAGCUCCCAACUAGAUAACUUAGUUUGCUUUUCUAAGUAUAGAUGGUGAGGUUCAAGGUUUCAUUAGUGGGCUGGCAAUAGUCUUUUGUGAUGGUGAUUUGUUUAUCAUGUCUACCUGCUGUGGAGAAGGAAUUCCAUCAUUCAAACCAAGCCCUUUAAUUUCAGUGCAUAAUUGUGAUUGUCUAACUUUGUGAAGUUCAGCAAAGUUGCUACGAGAUGUACCGGUGCAAGAUUUUUGUGAUUUCAGGCUUUGACCUCAAACUGCAGAAUAGUAGUUGUACUGUAUUGUCGAUUUCUUUUUUCUUUUUUUUUUUUUACUCCAGUUCCAGAAUAUGGGGUUUUGUAGACUGCUGUUCUCACUGAUAUUUGUUUUAAUUUGCUGUUGUUACUUCAGAAUGUGUAUCCAAUAGUGGCCUUUACAAGUUCUGUUCCCUUUGCAAAACAUAAAACUAAUGAUUGAAAGAAUACUAAGGCCCUUUUACAUCCUUACAGUUAAUCUGGACAUUUGAGAUUCUGUUGACAUAUGGGAAGUGAUUCUUCUGAAGUUAUUGAAGCUCCAAUAUUACCUUAUGAUAUAAAGGUGCAUCGUGUCAUGUGUACUGAGUUGAUCAACUUGGUUAACAAAGUCUCGAAAAUCCUUCAAGAGACUGAAGCAGCACAGCCUCGGUGCUCAAAUGGAAUAAAGUCUCUUUGCUUGCUGAACAAUGCAAUUUGUAAAGCUAAGUUACUGAUUCAGUAUUGCAGCGAGUCCAGUAAGCUUUACCUGGCACUUACUGGAGACACCAUACUGGCAAGAUGCCGAAAAUCAAAGAAUCUGCUGGAGCAAAGUCUUAGCCAACUGCAGCAUAUGGUUCCAGUCAUGCUUGCUGCAGAGGUACAUAUGAUUUCUUUUUAGUUUGAGGGCAUUUCCCAGCUUCUCUUUGGCAGUUGUCUGACAGGAUAGGUUACUAAGGUUCAUUGUCAGCAUUUACUUUGUUAUUGGGUUUAAUUUUCAGAGGGAAAGAUAGGGGUGGUUUUGGAGAACAUUCCUUUCGAUUAUGGACAAAUCCAUACCCUUGCCCAGAUUAACUUCUCUCCGAUCGAUUUGAUCAAGAUUUCCAAGGAAAGAACAAACAAGUCUAUUCUGGAACUGUUCAUAUUUUAAACUGCAAGAACAACAGUAGUAGCGGCAUCUUUCCUGAGUUUUUUUUUUUUUUAACUUAGUCCUUUUUUAUGAGUUGAGAUACUGUUUUUUCCCUUCAUUUUCAUGAUUUCAUCUUCCUUUAUUUAGUUUCUUACGCUCAUUAAGUCCAUUUAAAACUGAAAUUUUUCACGUUCGUAACCAUUCUUGGCAGAUUUCUAGAACAAUUAUUGAUCUGAGAGGAGUUGUAUUGAGAUUAGAACCAUCAGAACAAGAUGCUGGAGAGGUUCUGCGUCAGUUGCUUCAAAUAUAUAAAUCUCCUACAAAUUCCUCGGAUGAAACUGCAUUUAAGGCAUUGCAAGUUGCUCUAUCAAGACUUCAGAUCAUUUCCCAGAAAGAUCUCUUGAUAGAAAAAAGAUCGAUCAAGAAACAACUUGAUAAAGUUGCAGAAAGUGAUCCAAUGAAGAAAAAGAUCUUACUAUUCUUGCAUCAUCUUCUGAAAAAAUAUGGAACAUUGGCUUUGAAAGAGCAAAGAGAAAAUAAUGCCUUGCAUCAUGAGGAAUCAUUUCAAUUGUCUAGCUCCGACGCCCUAUCUGUUGAACAUAGUUCUCGUCUGAGAGGAAGAACUGAUGAUGCUCAAGUUAACACGUGGCAUGCACCCGUAAUCCCGGAGGAAUUCAAGUGCCCUUUGUCUUCGAGAUUGAUGUAUGACCCUGUUGUCAUCGAUUCAGGAAUAACAUUUGAAAGAUUGUGGAUACAGAAAUGGUUUGAUGAAAAUCAUGUUGUAUGUCCAAAGACCAAAAAGAAGUUGGACCAUUUUUUGUUGACUCCAAAUAUGACAAUGAAAGAUCUUAUUGCAGAAUGGUGUGCAAGGACUGGAGUUACUUUAACUGACCCGAGUGCACUAGCAGAUCUUCAACCGUUGGACUCUUCGUUCUCUUCCAUCCGUAGUUUGAGCAGUUCUGUAAAUGAUCUAUCUCUGCCAACAGAUUUCAACUUCUCUGUUCGUUCUUCAGAUGAUGGACUGGGGUCGGAAUACCAUGAAACUCUGAUAGAUGGCUCCAACUUCUCAAUGAACUCAGAAGAUUCUCUCAAGGUUGAGUAUAAACAUCGCACCAAUGAAAUUAAUAUGGGAAUUCUGGUUGAACUUGACGCACUUUCUUGGGAAUGUAAGUGCAAAGUCAUUAUUGAUAUCAUGAACCUUUUGAAGCAUGAUCAUCAAACUAGUCGCCUGGCGUCAUCUGAAACAGUGAUCCAACCACUCCUGAAAUUUUUGAAGGAUGCAUACGACCUUCACGAUGUGGAAGCUCUCAGAAAUGGGUGUCUCUUAUUUUCAGCUUUUGUUGAGAUGUGCAGAAUUAGUAUUAUACCAUGUUUGGGGGAAGAAGCAUAUCAACUAUUGGUCUCCUUUCUGGACACUGAAGUUGCUGAAGAAACUCUUGCUAUUCUAGUGCUCUUAUCUUCUUACCCAUCCUGUCAUAAAGAAAUUGCAGCAUCUGGCACACUCAAGCAUCUUUUGACAAUGCUUGACACUGAGACUUCUAAUCUAAAGGAGCCAGCCCUCAGAAUUCUGUGUAAUUUGUCAGAAAGGAGUGAAGUUAAGUCCUUAAUUAUAUCUUCUGACGUCAUCCCUAAGCUGAUUGCACAAUUUGAAGAUACUGCUCUAGCAAGACACUGCGUAGUAAUCUUGAAAAAUCUAUGUGAUUACGAAGAUGCUAGAGCUGUUGUAGCUGAGUGUGAUGGUUGCAUUGCCUCCAUUAUUAAACUACUGGAGAGUGACAAUGAAGAUGACCAAGAACAGGCCGUGGCUAUUCUUCUUUCUUUGUGCUCUCAACGUAAUCAAUUUUGUCAGCUGGUCAUGGAAGAAGGUGUAAUUCCUUCCCUUGUUGCAAUAUCCGUUAAUGGAAAUGACAAGGGGAAGGCGAAGUCAUUGGAAUUACUUCGAAUAUUGAGGGACGAAGUAAGGCACUCAGCAGGCAACUCAGAACCAGAACCCAUAGCAUCUACAGACCCGAGCCCUCCAAGCAAGGGGAAGAAAUCAACAUUUAAGAUGGCCGGACUCUUUGGGAAACUGCCACGAUUCUCGAAAAGGUGAUACCUAAAAGUUGAAAUAAUAGAACUUGCUUUAGUUUGUCCGGAGACGUCCGUAAUCAACUCUGCAGAACUAGAUUUCCUGGAUAGAGUACUGAUAUUGCUCUUCUUGCUUGAGGCUAUUUUUUAGGUAGAAGCGGAGGUUUGGCAAAGAGGUUUCCAAUGUAGUUAAUUGUAUACUAAUGAUAUGAGAUUGGGACAACUUUUUGGUGUCUUCUCGAAUCAGGGAUAGGACUAGUGUAUGUUAGACUGUGAACAUGUCUGCAGGGAUUUUGCUGGUAUGAAAUCUGUAUACAGAUGUACAGUUUUGCUAGGUAACUGUAUAGUGACUAUACUUAUAUUGGAUUGAUCUUAAAAUCGGAUUGUACAGUUUUCUUCUAAUGAUUAAUCUUAAAAUAAUAUAUGGUAUAUGGGGGA